Messenger RNA from Oldenlandia corymbosa var. corymbosa, 1010 nucleotides. The record is from the annotation of a GenBank genome assembly. NCBI's taxonomy places the organism in Eukaryota, Viridiplantae, Streptophyta, Magnoliopsida, Gentianales, Rubiaceae.
CCCCAUUGAGGCAUUGACUUGAGUCACUCUCCUUGAGUUUCUCUCUUUAUAUAUUUCAGCUCUUUUUCUUGUUGAGCUAACCCUUUUUUUCAGAUCCCAAAACCUCAUCUUUUUUUGUUGGGGGAAAAGAGAAACCAAGGAAGAAAUGGCAUCAAGUUCAAUGUCCAGGGGAACAUCAGGAACAUGGACCGUGUCACAGAACAAAGCCUUCGAGAAGGCAUUGGCGGUGUACGACAAGGAUACACCGGACCGUUGGACCAACGUUGCCAAAGCCGUCGGAGGGAAUAAGACGGCGGAAGAGGUGAAGAGGCACUAUGAAAUCCUGGUUGCCGAUGUCAAACACAUCGAGAGUGGUCUUGUCCCUUACCCUUACAGGACCACCACCUCACCAAGUAACUCCACUGAUCUUGACUCCAGGAUGAAAAAUAUGAAGGCCUGGUGAAGGGACAAAACCAUAUAACGUCUUGUACCGUCUCCAAGAAAGAUGCAUGCAAAUUAAGUAGCACCCAAAAAAGAAAAAAAAAUAAAUAAGGAAAAAAAAGAAAAAGAUAUGCAUGCAAAUUCAUCUCGUUGGUCAGCAUCUUCUUAUUCUAUAUAAGCCUAAUAUUAGAUGUUCGAAUUGAAGGUCGGAGUUAUAUAGUACCGAAUUAAUUCUAGUUGUUGCAAACUAAAUUCUGCAUUGAUCUAUUUAAUUUAGUCAAGGAUAGAGCAAUAGUAAUAAGAAGUAAUUUCAUUGUAACUUUAAUUGUUGGCUGUUCAAGCUAGCUAGUCGUACCUGACGUAAUAUUCACGUAUUAGGUCAUAUCAUAAUGAUUAUUUAGUAAAAAGGACAAGGAAGCAUUUGAAUUCCUCUCUUAAUUUGAUGUAAUGAGAUGGACCAAGUGCCAUCUCCAGCUAAAUUAAAUAAAGUCACCUAUUGACUAUUGUUGAAAGCUUUCUUCAUUUAUUUCUUUUUCUUUUUGCUGUCAAAUAUUUAAAGAGUAGGAAUUUAAACUAAAUCUAAUUUAAAU